CUCUAUAAAUAAAACCUGAGGCGCUGGAAACAGGAGCGGAGUGGAUGUCAGCUUGGCGGGGAGACAGAAGUCACUUCUGACAUUUGUCAUCAGUAAACUGCUCUGUGGUUUGCCAGGAAAAGGCGGGACUCACUUCCACUGGACUGACCUUUUUAAAUUAUUGUUGUGCACCAUUAUAUUAAUUGAUAAAGUAUUUAUUUGGACCGUUUUUAACUACAAACCUGAAAGAUGCCCGCCGGGACUUUCGAGAGAACAUCUCCAUCCGCUGUGGCUGCCACACCAGCAAGUGGAGAGUCCACACCCGAAAAACCCCGCACUGUGUCAGAGAACAGAAAGUCCUCCAAACCUAUCAUGGAAAAGCGCAGACGCGCACGCAUCAAUGAGAGUCUGGGCCAGCUGAAGACCCUCAUCAUGGACGCACUCAAGAAAGAUAGCUCCAGACACUCCAAACUGGAGAAGGCAGACAUCCUGGAAAUGACCGUGAAGCACCUCAGGAACCUGCAGCGGCUUCAGAUGACUGCUGCUGUGAACACAGACCCAUCCGUCCUUGGUAAAUACAGAGCUGGGUUCAGUGAGUGUGUUGGAGAGGUCACUCGUUUCCUGUCCACGUGUGAAGGGGUGAACACAGAGGUGAGGACUCGCCUCCUCAGUCACCUGGCAGCCUGCGUGACCCAAAUCAACGCUGUGAACUUCUAUACACCUCACCCAGCUGCGCCGGGACUUGCAGGACAGAACAGCACACAGCUCCCAGCUGCCUCCGCUCCACAGAUGCCCUGUAAAAGUGGUGUCUCCCCAGACAUGAUGAAGCUGUACAGUGGCUUCCAGGUUGUGCCAACACCGGAUGGACAGUUCGCUUUUCUUGUUCCCAGUGCAGCUCUCAUGCCUUUGAGUGCACAGAACAGCCAUCAUAUAUCACCUGUUGCACCUCCGGUCACCUCAGACUCUGUGUGGAGGCCGUGGUAGGAAAUCAGCUGAAGGACUAUGACACAAUAAAACAUAUUUUUGUACAUUUUGUAAAUGUUUUCAAAUCCUACUCAAGAGGGAUGUUUACACACAUUUGUGUUUUUGUUUUAUGGACAUUUGGAGAUAUCUUUGGCCUCUUUGCUCGCUGUGAUUUUGAUUUGCCUCAGGAGGUCAGGAAAAUCCAUGAAAAGCUCUUGAAAAGCACUGUAUUUUUUGAGAUUAAUAAAAUGUU
This is a messenger RNA of Larimichthys crocea (large yellow croaker), 1195 nucleotides long. RefSeq names its product transcription factor HES-1-B. Bases 229 to 963 code for a protein of 244 amino acids. NCBI's taxonomy places the organism in Eukaryota, Metazoa, Chordata, Actinopteri, Sciaenidae. Gene Ontology annotation, molecular function: protein dimerization activity; DNA binding. Gene Ontology annotation, biological process: regulation of DNA-templated transcription. The transcript has 4 exons. The record is from RefSeq and is a predicted model, not a curated record.